UGUUCGUUCUGUUGCCACCAAAUUUGAAUUCAUAAUAGACGUUGAGAAAUCGUUGAAACAAAUUAACAUGGAGGGGGGGAAGAGAGCAGGGAAUGAAGAGAAGGGAAGAGAAUUAGCUCGUUACAGGGGAAUUCGCCGGCGGCCGUGGGGGAAGUUUGCGGCGGAGAUACGUGACCCUUCAAGAAAUGGGGCUCGCCUUUGGCUCGGAACAUUUGAUACGGCGGAAGAGGCGGCUAGAGCUUAUGACCGGGCUGCUUUUUCUUUCAGAGGGCAUCAAGCUAUCCUCAACUUCCCAAAUGAGUACCAACAUAAUCAUCAAAGCUCGAGCUCUUCGUCCACAUCUAUGGCUUCCUCCUCCUCCUCAUACUCCUCUUCAGGUGCUCCGGGCAGGAGUAGUUUUUCAUCGAGUGGACAAGAAGUGGAAGUGAUAGAGUUUGAGUAUUUGGACAAUAAGUUGCUGGAGGAGCUUCUUGAAACCCAAUACACGACUAAUCAAUUUCUGUGGAAAAAUCAUGAAUCAACAUAACGUUUCCUUUUGUUUUGGGUUUCUUUGAAUUUGUUUAUUUUUUGUUCAAUUGUAUGUGAAAUAUUUAUUAAUCAAUAAAACAUUUUUUGGGUCU
Molecule: messenger RNA, 620 nt
Organism: Corylus avellana
Lineage: Eukaryota; Viridiplantae; Streptophyta; Magnoliopsida; Fagales; Betulaceae
Source: RefSeq, a predicted model, not a curated record